UCCAUUUGCCGCAAAACUGAACAACAACAUAAAUAAAAAAGCAAAGGAUAAAAAGAGAAAACUUUGGAGAGAGAGUGAGAGAGAGACAAAGGGGAAAAAACCCAUCUCUUUGGAGCUACCAGGUAUAAGAAGAAACAGAGCAAAAACAGAGCAAGAGAGCAGGGUGGAGAGAUAGUCAAAGAAAAGAGAAAGAUGGGCAUUUUGAGAGAAGAUGUUAUAGUGAUCAGUCCAGCUGAGAAGGCAGAGGAUUCCACUGUGAUAUCGGUGAAUUGCCCGGAUAAGACUGGGUUAGGCUGUGAUUUGUGUAGGAUUAUUUUGCUUUUUGGCUUAAGCAUUGCUAGAGGAGAUUUUUCAACGGAUGGGAAAUGGUGCUACGUAGUGCUUUGGGUGGUUGGUAAAACAAACACAAGGUGGGAUUUGUUGGAAGAAAGGCUAUUGGAAGUCUGUCCAUCCUAUUUUUCGACAUCUGGAAUUGACUAUUACCAGCCUGCGAACCAGCAGCCGAAGCCAUUGGAUGUGUUUCUUCUAAAGUUUUGGUGUUCUUGUGAUAGGAAAGGCCUAUUAAAUGAUGUAACUCGGGUCCUUUUUGAGCUGGAGCUUACAAUAAAGAAAGUGAAGGUAUCCACUACUCCAGAUGGAAAAGUGAUGGACCUCUUUUUUAUCACUGAUACCAGGGAACUUCUCCAUACAAAAGAACGACAGGGUCAAACAAUUCUUCACUUGAAAACUGCACUAGGUGAUAUAUUGGAAAGUUGUGAGAUUGAAUCAGCUGGCCCAGAAAUAACUGCACGUGCACAAGGCACUUCAUUUCUUCCUUCUGCAAUCACAGAAGACAUGUUCAGUUUAGAGCUGCCUGCACGAUAUCCCUGUGGGUUACUUGCUUCAAACCCCAUAUCAAUUACUGUGGACAACACCCUUAGUCCCUCCCACACACUUAUUCAAGUCCUCUGCCAUGACCACAAAGGUCUAAUAUAUGAUAUCAUGAGAACCCUGAAGGACUAUAAUAUCCAGGUUUCUUACGGACGAUUCUUUGCAAACCAAAAAGGUGGAUGUGAGAUGGACUUGUUCAUUGUGCAAGCUGAUGGCAAGAAAAUCGUUGACCGCAAUAAGCAAAAUGCAUUAUGCUCUCGUCUGAGGAUGGAAGUAUGGCGUCCUCUCAGACUGGCUGUGGUGAGCCGGGGCCCUGACACUGAAUUGCUGGUGGCAAACCCUGUUGAAUUGUCUGGCAGAGGCCGGCCUCUUGUUUUUCAUGACAUUACCCUUGCUCUUAAGAAUCUUAACACCCAGAUCUUUUCGGUUGAGAUAGGGAGACACAUGAUCCAUGACCGUGAAUGGGAAGUGUACAGGAUCCUACUUGAUGAAGGAGAUGGUUAUCCGGUGCCAAGGAAUAAGAUCGAAGAGGGUGUGAGGAAAAUAUUAAUGGGUUGGGAAUAGAUUAAGGUAACUAAAUCUGCCUUGGCGCCUAAAGAUCUUCACGGUCACUGUACAGCACAUGUUUUUUAGUCUUGUUGAGUCCCUGCUAAAAGCUAGGAACUAAGUAGAUACGAAAAUGUAAAUUGUAAAGUUGCCUUAAAAGAAAACGAAAACAAGAUGUUUUCCUUCCAAAAAAAGGGAAAGAAAGAUGAUAAAGAUGUUCUGUUU
Messenger RNA from Theobroma umbraticum, 1641 nucleotides. Its product is annotated as ACT domain-containing protein ACR10-like. Lineage: Eukaryota; Viridiplantae; Streptophyta; Magnoliopsida; Malvales; Malvaceae. The record is from RefSeq and is a predicted model, not a curated record.